AUGGAUGACGACGAGGGGUACCUCGCUGAUGAAUCCAGUGUUGGCAAAGAGGACGCCAUGGGUUCAGUCUGUCUAACUUUACAUCUCACUCGGUGUGUUGCUCAAGACAUUCGAUCUUUAGUACCUCUGAUCAUCGUAUCACAAUUCCCACCCGAGCUCGAGCUCCUUACCCAUAAGCCGUUCGACUCUCCUUAUAGCCACUACAGACUCACACCAUGA
Messenger RNA from Penicillium paradoxum, 219 nucleotides. RefSeq lists its product as uncharacterized. The record is from RefSeq and is a predicted model, not a curated record. The transcript has 2 exons. NCBI's taxonomy places the organism in Eukaryota, Fungi, Ascomycota, Eurotiomycetes, Eurotiales, Aspergillaceae. The coding region runs from base 1 to 219 and encodes 72 amino acids.